CGCGCGCGCUGUCAGUGGUCUCGCCGUUCGUCCAAUCGCACGGGUCCCCGGCGCGCGCGCCGCUCUCCUCCGCCUGACGUCCAAACAGCGGAGCAGAGCGGAGGCUGGCACCACCAGAGCAGCAUCAGCAGCGGAACGAGCCUUCGCCGUCCACCGACAAACGCGCAUCCAUCUCGGAGGAAACGUCGUCACACGUCUGCGGGCGAGCGGGUUUGGGAAAAGGCUCUCUGACGCACCAUGGGACCAUUCCAGGAAUAUGAGGAGAAGAAGUCGCCGGAGAAGGGGAGCUCCCGCAGCCGCAUCCCGCGCCUAGUCCCGCCUCCUUUCCGGGCCAAGGACAAAGGGUCGGCUCUGUCGGACUCGCCGUUCUCCGAGGAGGAGGGCAAGGAGGGCGACCUCAGCUCGGGCCGCUCCAAGAGAACCAUCAGCUCCAACAGCUUUUGCUCUGAUGACACCGGCUGCCCCACUAGUCAGUCUGUGUCCCCCUCCAAAACCCCGUCAGGCUCAGAUCAGAGUGCCCACGGCUCGCCCACGCUGCCUGAGCGCAAGGCCAAAGUCAAGAGGGUGAGGGUGAUGACGGAGGGGAGCGGAGAGGCCCGGAGCGCCCAGAGGCACAAGAGGGAGCUGAGGUCGGCCAUGAAAGCCAGAGGCAGUGAAGCUGAUUUUAGCUCCUCCAGCAGCACGGGGAGUCUGAAGGCCAGAGAGAGCCUCCCUCCCAACUCGGCCCUGAAGAAAGGCUCCUCCCGAAGCCGCGUCUCGCAUGUCCGGCCUCUCCCCAUGUUCAAACCGCCUGGAAGCCCCGCGGUGAACCGCGACGCGGAGCUCUACGCUCCCUACAGGACGCCCCCCCGAGCCGCCUCCUCCGCCAACAACAGCAGCAGCAGCUGCACCUCCAGCCCCACCUCCAGGCGAGUGAGUCUGGGCCGCUACCAUUCCUGCGGGGAAAACCAUGGCAUUAGACCGCCGAACCCUGAGCAGUACCUCACCCCGCUGCAGCAGAAGGAAGUGGCCAUCAGACACUUGCGGACCAAACUCUUGGAGUCUGAAAACAGAGUCCGUGACAGAGAGACAGAGGUGGAGGAGCUUAAGGCCCAGCUGGGCCGAAUGAGGGAAGACUGGAUUGAAGAGGAGUGUCACCGGGUGGAGGCUCAGCUGUCGCUCAAAGAGGCGCGCAAGGAGAUCAAGCAGCUUCGCCAGGUGGUGGAGACCAUGAAGAGCAGCCUGCUGGAGAAGGAUAAGGGGAUCCAGAAGUACUUCAUUGACAUCAACAUCCAAAACAGGAAGCUGGAGUCCCUGCUGCAGAGCAUGGAGCUGGCGCAGAGCGGCACCAGCCUCCAGGACGAGAACACCUUGGACUUCAUCUGUGACAGCGCCGGCGGCGCCGGGAAAAGGAUGGUGGGGGAGGACGAGGGCGGCAUGGAGCUGGGCGAUCAGGCGGCGGAGGCCAUGGCCGACAGCGGGCUGCUGCUCAACGACGAGAUGGCCAACCGAGCGGACAUCCUGGAGCAGGUCCUGAUGUCCACGGCCGUGGACUUCAGCCAGGACUCGAGCGCCAAGCUGACGGCUGAGGCGGCGGAAGACGGGGCGGCGCCGGGUGCGCAGCGCACGCGCACCCACCACCCAACGGAGGAGAAGUUCAUCCAGACCGACGCGUCGCCCGCGACCCAGGACCUGCAGGCUCUGCAGGCGCUGCUGCUGCAGCUGCUGAAGCUACAGGGCUCCGCAGCAGGAGACGCAGCUCCGUCGGCCUCCGGCCGCGUCCUGGCUCUAACGGAUCCGCCCGGCGCCCGCUCCGGCGCCGUGGCGCCCCCCGACUCCACGCCUCCUCAACCCAGCCACGCUCCCGUCUGCUGCUCGGCGCCGCCAGGGAGCCGGCGGUUUAUGGAGGAGCUGGACUUUGGCGCCUGCGGCACGGACGCGUGUCCGGCGGCAGGGAUGGACGCGGUCGGCAAGCGUUACUGGAGCAACAGCUUCCUGGUGGACCUGGUCGCCGUGGCAGCACCCGUGCUGCCCACCGUGGCCUGGCUCUACUCGCGACACGGCGUGGACGGGAGCGCCCCGGUGUACAACAUCGGCGCUCUCAUCAGAGGCUGUUGCAUCAUGGGAUUGCACUCCCUUCGCCACGCCGCUCACAGAGCGUGAAGGCUUCCGACCCGCAUGCACACGCCUGACCUUUAACUAAAAGCACUUAAGCAUCUUGUCAAGAAUAUUGGUGAGAUUUUGUUUUUGACACUUGAUAUCAAUGCAGUUGUUUUGUCCCAGCACAGUUAUUUUGCACUGUACAGUUGCAAUGAGUGGACGAACAAUGGUGACAUGAAGGGGAAUAUUUAUACCAGGGGUUAUUUAUUUAUGAUUUCUAAUGUAAGGUAAUCAUCUGGGUAGGCGGUUACCUGUGGUUGUCCUGUGGUGUCACUAGUCCUUGUUUGAAAGUUCUAUGUUAGAUUGAAACUUUUAGAAAGUAAAGUAAAUGUUUAUGUUCAUAGGUUUUGUUUGUUUAAAAAGAAACCUUAAACCUUCAGCCAAAGCUUUAAUGUGAGUUCCAACUAAUUUUUUAUUUUAUUUUUUUUUGUGAAGUGUAUAUAUAUUUUUGGUUACCUACCUGAGAGUAGAGCUUUAUUCGGUACAGCCUGUUAAUUGUUUAUAGAAAUAAGUUGACGCUUCAAAGCAACCGACACUUGUCAUGUGCCUGAGCUAUGUGCAAUACUAGUGGUUUAUAUGAAACGUCCUUGUACCUUUAUUAUUAAAGCAUGAUAAAUUCCA
Messenger RNA from Betta splendens (Siamese fighting fish), 2760 nucleotides. RefSeq names its product syntabulin (syntaxin-interacting) (gene sybu). NCBI's taxonomy places the organism in Eukaryota, Metazoa, Chordata, Actinopteri, Anabantiformes, Osphronemidae. The record is from RefSeq and is a predicted model, not a curated record. The transcript has 8 exons. Gene Ontology annotation, cellular component: vesicle; cytoplasmic microtubule. Bases 238 to 2142 code for a protein of 634 amino acids. Gene Ontology annotation, biological process: synapse maturation; axonal transport of mitochondrion.